GGAAUCCCCAUAGCCCCAGAGAACCCUUACAGCCCUUAGUGCUGGUAGUGUUGGUUCAGGCGUGCCCCAGAGCAAAGAGUGAAAAACUGCCCCGCGCAGCUGCCCUCGCAAGCUCUUGUUCGCCCCCCCAAACCCGGAGAGCUCCAGGGUCUGUUACCACUGGCCACCGACCACUGACCACUGCUACCACACCUAUCUCACCUAUAUCAGUUGACCUAGCCUGUACAUUUAAAUAUCUCUCUUCCUCAAACAAUGCCCUUCGAUCCAUCAUAUCACGGUCAAUCAGUAUCUAGAGUCAAAAGUCUAGCAAGACACAUGUCGCCACCCUCAGCCACAAGUUUUACCCCGGAGGUUGUCCCUCAGGCACCUGAGGACCCUCUGUUCGGGCUUAUGAGAGCUUAUAGAGCUGACCAAGAUCCAAAGAAAGUAGACCUGGGUAUUGGAGCCUACCGUGAUGAUAAUGCUAAACCCUGGGUAUUGCCAGUCGUGAAGAAGGCAGACGAAAUCCUUCGAAACGAUCCCGAGCUCAAUCACGAAUAUGCCCCCAUUGCCGGCAUUACCUCCUUUACCAGCAAGGCUGCCGAGUUGAUCCUUGGUGGUACCGACUCACCUGCUAUCAAGGAGAAGCGCGUCACUUCUGUACAAACCAUCUCCGGCACUGGCGCCGUACAUUUAGGAGCUCUCUUCCUUGCCAAGUUCUACACAGGGAACAAGCAAGUCUACCUCUCAGAUCCCACCUGGGCAAACCACAACCAAAUAUUUAACAAUGUUGGCAUUCCCGUUGCCAAAUACCCCUAUUUCUCCAAGGAGACAAGAGGGCUAGACUUCGAGGGCAUGAAGGCUGCUUUAUUAGGGGCUCCAGAUCGGUCGGUUGUUUUAUUGCAUGCUUGCGCACACAACCCUACUGGCGUAGAUCCGACCCUAGAGCAAUGGAAGGAACUCGCCGAACUCGUGCGUUCGAAGAACCACUUCCCCUUCUUUGAUUGCGCAUACCAAGGCUUUGCCACUGGUGAUCUGAUGAAGGACAACGCCGCCGUUCGAUACUUCGUCGAACAGGGCUUCGAGUUAGUAGUAGCUCAAAGUUUCGCCAAGAACUUCGGUCUCUACGGUGAGCGAGCGGGUUGUUUCCACGUCGUAACUGCCCCGGCACCAGAUGCGGAGAGUACCAUCGGCCGAAUUGCCUCUCAACUGGCUAUUCUGCAACGAUCCGAGAUCUCCAACCCGCCGCUGUACGGUGCUCGUAUUGCCAGCACUGUUUUGAAUGACUCCAAGCUUUUUGCAGAGUGGGAGGAGAACUUACGGACAAUGUCUGGUCGCAUCAUUUCCAUGCGCAAAGCCUUACGAGGAAAGUUGGAAGAACUCGGUACCCCCGGUACCUGGAACCACAUCACAGACCAGAUUGGCAUGUUCAGCUUCACCGGACUGACGGAACCGCAAGUCCUAAAGAUACGCUCGGACUUUCAUAUAUAUAUGACUAAGAACGGUCGUAUCAGCAUGGCAGGCCUGAACACGAAAAACGUCGAGUACGUUGCCAAGGCGAUUGACAAGAUCGUUCGGGAAGUUCAGUGAAAGGAAUGAGGGGUAUGAUGUCGAGCGACCUAUGUGAAUUUACGGGCUUUACUGGGGUUUCGGUUCGGGGAUAUAACGAAAACGGAUUAGGGCAUGCAACUCUCUUCGUCAAUGCGUCGAAUUUCACUGCUUCGGGCUAACGGCUAGAAUGGAAUAUGAUCAAUAAUAGAUGCAUCGAACUUCUGCAAUAUUUGGUCCCGCGAGGACUUGAUUGGGUCGUGAUUAACAUCCAGGAGCAUCAGUUCUUUUCUGCUAUAGCUUAUGGUCUGUGGAGGUUCGGGACUUCAUCCCUAAUAUUAGACCGGUUAUUAGAAUCAGGUCCUCUUAGGAUUCCAGCUACAACAGCGAGGCUACCUAGCCAUGCAUUAUCUGAGCGUUCACAUACACGUAUGUAAGGGAACCCGAAGCUUCCAUAU
Annulohypoxylon truncatum is the source of this 1985-nucleotide messenger RNA. Its product is annotated as pyridoxal phosphate-dependent transferase. The coding region runs from base 253 to 1569 and encodes 438 amino acids. Gene Ontology annotation, cellular component: cytosol. The record is from RefSeq and is a predicted model, not a curated record. Gene Ontology annotation, biological process: L-aspartate biosynthetic process. The transcript has 4 exons. Lineage: Eukaryota; Fungi; Ascomycota; Sordariomycetes; Xylariales; Hypoxylaceae. Gene Ontology annotation, molecular function: L-aspartate:2-oxoglutarate transaminase activity; pyridoxal phosphate binding.